AUGCCAGAUACGCGCGACAAUGAGCGCCAGAAUGAACAAGCCAAUCAACAGGUCGAAGGGCAACAUUCUGAGGCAGUCGCACUGAGAAAUACAUCUGGCUUCGUCUUGCCGGGCGAUGUACUUCCUCUCCCCAGAGCGUUACAGGCCACAUCUCCUUUCGAAACCUCCCCUGGCCUGGGAUUUCCAACAGAUGAGCUGUGUUCCAGGGCGCUCAUCAACAUUUUGAUGGCCGAUUACCUCGACUUGAUCUAUUCACUUGUGCCGGUUGUUCAUAGACCAAAUUUUCGCCAUGACCUUGCCAAUAACCGCGAUGUUACCGACCCCGACUUCUUCGCCCUCCUCGUCAGCCUCUGCGCACUCACGGUCGGGCUGUUGCCGUCCCGGUUCCGUGAAUACCGUGCCGUUGACCCCGAAGCUGGUAUGCACUUUGAGACAAGGACGGCUCUGAUCAACUGUUGUGCGGAGAUCUGCACUCGCCAAAGGAACGCCAGCUACUGGGAUCAAGUCAAUCACCGCAAAUGGGCUGUCAGCUAUGUUUUCUCUGUCGCCUGUUUCCAGACAGGACAGGUCAAUCGCAGCCGCAUGUUUGACGUCGAGUACCUCCAGCUUUCGCGUCUUUUGGGGUUACACCGCAUGUCCGAGUACGAAGGUCUGAACUGUGUCGAGACUCAGUUACGGAAGAAGGCCUUCUGGUUAUUGUUCUAUGGUUAUUCUCACACAAGAGUCCAGAGUGGCCGUUGGGAGCGUUUAACAUAUUUUGGGCCGGGCGAACUGCGCGAAGUCAACUUCGAUGCUCUCCUUCCCCUCGAAGUGGACGACGAACACAUUUUCAAGGACAGAAUCCUGGAUCCUCUCUCACCGAUGGCAACACAUAACACGUCACCCACCACCCAGCAAGACCCACUACCGCCGUUCACCCUUGCAAGCGGCUUUAUCUUACAUUCUCGCGUUUUUCUGACGGGCCUCCGGGAAUCUUUGGCCACAGUCGGGUGUGAAUGUGAGCUUCGUCGGAGCCCGGCUACUCGCCUUGCACGAUUGCGCGAGCUUCUCCAGGAAAUGAGAUACAUGCUCGAUGACGCGCCCGGGCCAAUGCGCCAAUGGGCCUCGUCCGACAACAAUGACGCCCCGAGCACCCCGCGGUACGAUGACGACCAGACCGCUGCGUCGAGCUACGGUAGUCCGGGUGAGUACAGCCGCACGACUGAGACUGCCCUACACUCUAAGGUGAUCCAGGGGCAGGCUGAGAUCAUGCGGGCAAAUCUCCAUGUUACUCACCUUUGGCUGCAGAGCCUCCUUCUGGAACAGAUCGAUGUAGUCGUCCAAGGAAAUGUGAUUGGCAGUGCCAGCACUGUAACUAGGAGUGAAGAGGUAUUGGUGUCUUUGAAGGCAAAUUGGGCCGAGAGGGAGGAUAUUUGUCGCCAGAUGCUACACCUACUGCACAGCAUUCCACAUGUCUAUCUCGAACCCAACGGCCUGUAUCUGGCGUACAAGGUCCGCGAUGUGGCCGUGACGCUCCUCAACUGCCCCUUCGAAGCCCACACGCCCCCUGCCCGCCGGGCCGUUGAGUACAUGCGGGACUUCACACGGGCGCUGUCCCGCCUCGACCGCAGCGAGAUUGUCAACACGAAUAGCUUAAGGAGCUGGGUCGACGUGGACAGGGAGCCGGUUGUCGCCUCGCAAUACCAGCUCGUCCCGUCUCCACAUACGCACGUGGGCACUGAGCAAGGAUGCACUAAAUGUCAAGCACAGCCACCACCGGAAGGCUGA
Diaporthe amygdali is the source of this 1767-nucleotide messenger RNA. RefSeq lists its product as uncharacterized. Bases 1 to 1767 code for a protein of 588 amino acids. The transcript is spliced from 4 exons. The record is from RefSeq and is a predicted model, not a curated record. Gene Ontology annotation, molecular function: zinc ion binding; DNA binding. NCBI's taxonomy places the organism in Eukaryota, Fungi, Ascomycota, Sordariomycetes, Diaporthales, Diaporthaceae. Gene Ontology annotation, biological process: DNA-templated transcription.